Molecule: messenger RNA, 4966 nt
Organism: Phymastichus coffea
Lineage: Eukaryota; Metazoa; Arthropoda; Insecta; Hymenoptera; Eulophidae
Product: ATP-binding cassette sub-family C member 4-like
Exons: 15
Coding region: 413-4582 (1389 amino acids)
Biological process (GO): transmembrane transport
Cellular component (GO): membrane
Molecular function (GO): ATP hydrolysis activity; ABC-type transporter activity; ATP binding
Source: RefSeq, a predicted model, not a curated record
UUCGCGACAUCACUGUAUUGUUUCGAAAUGAACAAUUGACAUACGGCACUGAAUAAAUAUUAUUUGUACAGUGCUCAGUAGUUCGUGGAAAUGAUUAUUUUAGUGAACUUAGCCCAUUUGAUUGCAGAGAAGUGUGAAAUCUUUGUUUCAAACUAUAAGUAAACUAUUGAAAGACGAUACACAAUCACAAUUGUGUAACGAUCGUAUGUAGAAUAUUUUUCUACUGAAGUAUAUUGAUUAAUAACCGUGAUAAAUAGUAAAAAAAGAAACUGUUAACUAUAUUUUUCAAGAUAGUAAAUGAUAAUUGAACUACGUGUUUAUAAUUGUUCAAUAGUGGAGACAAAAAUAUGUUGACUAGUGUUUUUAAUAAAUAGAAAAAAAAUUUGAUGGAAUUAAACGAUCCAUUUUGACAAUGGAUAACAGAGAAGUGAGCAGUAACCCAAAUCCUAGAGAAAAAGCUAAUAUUUUUUCCGUGUUAACGUGGACAUGGACUCUUAGUUUAUUUAAGAGAAGUUAUAUAAAAAAUAUCCACGUAGAAGAUUUAUAUGAUCCUAUAGACAAAGAUAGAUCGAGUAAACUUGGUAAUCGACUUGAAAGACAAUGGGAUGCAGAAAUAGAAAGAGCGAAGAAAAAAAAGCGAAGUCCAAGCUUCUUAUGGGCGAUUACUCGUACAUUUUAUUCCGAGAUUUUGAUGUUAGCUUGUAUUCAAGUUUUCAGCGAAUUAAUUUUGAGGAUAAGUACGCCAUUGCUUUUAGGUGCUCUACUUAAAUAUUUUAAACCAGAACCACAAACUACGUAUGAUGCGGCUCUCACUUACGCCGCAGGUAUGGCUGCUUCUACUUUUAUUAAUGUUAUAUUAAUCAAUCAAUCCAUGUAUUUCGCAAACCAUACUGGUGGUCGGGUUAGAAUAAGCGCUUGCUCCUUAAUCUAUAGAAAGGCAUUGCGUUUGAGUAAAACCGCUUUAGGCGAAACAGCUCCCGGUAAAAUAGUAAAUUUGGUGGCAAAUGAUGUCAGUAGAUUUGAGCUUGUUUUCUUGUUCCUUAAUCACAUGUGGUCAGCUCCAUUGUCAUCUAUUAUUAUAAUAACACUGUUAUACAUGGAAAUUGGAUGGCCAGCUUUUGUUGGCAUGAUCAUUGUGUUCUUAGUAGUACCAUUACAAGGAUACUUGGGGAAACUAUCUUCUAAGUACCGAUUACAAACUGCAUUAAAAACCGAUGAACGUGUGCGGCUGAUGGACGAAAUAAUUUCUGGUGUACAAGUGAUCAAAAUGUAUGCCUGGGAGAAACCUUUUUAUGCUUUGAUCGAACUUGCAAGGCGUCUGGAAUUGAAAGUUGUUAGAAAAAGUUCUUAUAUAAGAGGCAUUUUCAUGACCUUCUUCCUCUUCACCACGCGAAUGGCCCUUUAUGGAACUUUAAUAACAAUGAUGGUUAGAGGCCAGGAACUUUCUGCUGACAAAGUGUUCGUCUAUAUGUCUUACUUCAAUAUGAUGGCCAUGACAAUGUCAUCAAUGUUUGUACGUGGUAUCGCCGAAAUUGCCGAAAGCAAAGUUGCUGUCAAAAGGUUACAGAACUUCCUUAUGUUUGAGGAGUAUGAAUCAGGUAUUUCGAAUAAUGAAGUUGUUAAUAGUAAGAGUAUUGAUAUUGUUGAAUUCAAUAGCAAUUUUAAGAAUAAGAUUAACAAUAGUUCACUUAAAAAUGAUUCCAACCAAUCCGAAGACAAACAAACUACAUACAUUAAUAAUGAUAAUCCAGAUAUUGGAAAGUGGGCUGUUAAAAUAAAUCACAUAACAGCGAAAUGGGAUUUACAUUCGACCGAGACUGUUCUUCAGAAUAUCGAUCUAGAAGUAGGCAAAGGCAAAUUAUACAUUAUAAUUGGGAUGGUAGGUUCUGGUAAAAGUUCACUCAUCUCUUUAAUCCUGGGUGAACUGAAAAUUAUCCAUGGGAGUGCAAUUGUAGAAGGUAGUAUCAGUUACGCUGAUCAAGAUGCUUGGAUAUUUGGCGCUAGCGUCAGACAAAAUAUCAUUUUUGGCAAAAUUUUUGAUAGUCAUAGAUAUCACAAAGUAGUGAAAGCUUGUGCUUUGCAAAAAGAUUUUGACCAAUUUCCUCAUGGAGAUCAAACUAUUGUUGGUGAGCGUGGAAGUUCCUUGUCCGGGGGUCAGAAAGCUAGAAUUAAUUUGGCAAGGGCCGUUUACCGUCAAGCUGAUAUUUAUUUGUUGGAUGACCCAUUAAGUGCGGUUGAUGCUCACGUUGGCAAACAUUUGUUCGAAGAAUGUAUAGAGAAAUAUUUAUCCGGCAAAACACGUAUCCUGGCUACUCAUCAACUUCAAUAUAUCAAAGGUGCUGAUACAAUUGUUCUAUUGGAUCAAGGAACAAUUUACCAGUUCGACGACUAUCAUGCACUUUUGCGUGCUUAUCCUGAAUAUCACACCUUGAUCGCAGAAGAAAAGGACGAAAAACCUACUGAAGAAGUGACGACGCAACCUCAUCUUGAUCGCAAAAUUUCAUCUAUAAGCACAAGGAGUAUAACAACUGAAAGUACGAUAUCUGUCGAUGAUGAAAAAGACGAAAGGGGUAAUGAAAUACAGAACGAUGGUUUCUACGAAAAUACAUCUCGUGGAACAGUGAAGGGCAACCUCCUGCUGAAUUACAUGAAGUCUGGAACAAAUACUUUUGUUGCUCUGAUAGUAAUGCUACUUUUCAUAGCUACUCAGUGUUGUGUCAGCUUAUAUGAUUCAUUCAUUCCUAUAUUAGUAAACGCUGAUGAAUCCCGACGAUACUACGAGCAAAAAUGUGAAAACGAAAGCUCUAUUACUUUUCUUAAUAUGACAGAACUCGAUGAUACCAUAAACAAUAGCUCAACGAUUUACAAAGAAGAAAAUAUUCUACCACAAGAUUAUUACAUGUACAUCUAUACCGGAAUAGUUCUCUCAAUUUUCCUCGUGGGUAUCACACGUUCGUUUACAUUCUAUUCAGUCUGUCUCCGUGCUAGCCAACGUCUUCAUGAUCUUGCCUUCAAUUCUUUAAUUCGCGCCACAAUGAGAUUCUUUGACACUAAUCCAAGCGGUAGGAUUAUCAAUCGUUUCUCUAAAGAUUUAGGUGCCAUUGACGAGUUGUUACCCAAAGCCAUACUCGACGCCACGCAGAGUAUUUUAACUAUAUUUGGAGCUAUUAUAGUCACUUGUACUGUCAAUAUUUAUUUCUUGAUACCAGUUGCGGUAAUUGCGAUACUAUUUUAUUUUAUUAGAAAAGUUUAUCUAAAGACGAGUAAAAACGUGAAGAGACUCGAAGGAAUGACACGAUCUCCUGUAUUUACACAUUUAAAUGCCACUCUUAAUGGAAUCACAACGAUAAGAGCUUAUCAAGCGGAACAAAUUCUUAAAGAAGAAUUUGAUAAAUUACAAGAUACACACACAUCCUCGUGGUUUAUGUUUGUUGCGACAAGCAUUGCCUUUGGAUUUUCUUUAGAUGUAUGCUCUUUCGUAUUUACGUCUUUAGUGACUUUUAGUUUUCUUCUGUUAAAAGAUAAUUUUAGUGGUGGUGAAGUAGGUUUAGCAAUAACUCAAGUUAUGUCUUUGACGGGUUUACUUCAAUGGGGUAUGCGCCAAAGUGCUGAAGUUACAAAUCAGCUAAUGGCAGUUGAGCGAGUACUUGAAUAUUCGAACUUACCAUCCGAGCCAAAUCUUCGUAAUAAGGGUAUAAUGUCAAAGAAAGAAAAAAAUAAGCAGCAAAGGGCGAUGAAAUUGAUUGAGCCAUCAAAGGAUUGGCCAGCUUAUGGAAAAAUAGAUUUCAAAAGUGUUUUUAUGCGUUACUCGGAUGAAGAUCCACCAGUUCUUAAGAAUCUCACCAUGGUGAUCAACCCAAGUGAUAAGGUAGGGGUAGUAGGUAGGACUGGAGCUGGAAAGUCGUCUCUUAUUUCGGCAUUGUUUAGAUUGGCUAAGUUAGAAGGGGUUAUAGAAAUCGACGGCAUCGAUACUAAUACUAUAGCCUUGGAAGACUUAAGAAAACACAUAUCAAUCAUUCCGCAAGAUCCUAUCUUAUUUUCUGGAACAUUACGUCGUAAUUUGGAUCCGUUUACUGAAUUUUCAGAUGAAAUUUUAUGGAAAGUGUUAGAAGAGGUUGAGUUGAAAGAUGCUGUGAAAUUAACCGGCAAUGGUCUUGAUCAUCGAGUACUUGAUAGAGGCUCAAAUUACAGUACAGGUCAACGACAAUUGAUUUGCUUAGCACGAGCUAUACUUCGUAAUAACCGAAUCUUGAUGUUGGAUGAAGCAACUGCGAACGUUGAUCCUCAUACUGAUGCACUUAUUCAACGCACCAUCCGUACCAAAUUUGCACCAUGCACAGUUCUUACUGUUGCGCAUCGACUGAAUACGAUUAUGGAUAGCGACAAAGUUCUUGUUAUCGAUAAAGGAUGUCUUAUGGAAUUUGAUCAUCCUCACACACUACUUCAAAAUAAAGAUGGUCCGUUCUUAUCACUAGUAAAAGAAACUGGUCAGGCUAUGUAUGAGCAGCUUAGUAAAGUUGCAUAUGAUUCUUACAUGACUAAGCAAAAUGAAGAAAAUUGUACUUUUGUGACGAAGCUGUAAAAAACAUACGUUUCAAGGAAAAUUUGAUUAACCAAUAAAAUGAUCAUCCAGUAGAGUAAUUAGUUAGGAUGCGGUUAAUUUAUAUUAUCACUGUGUAAUUCAUAUUUUAAUUUGAAGAUCAACGAAUAAAAAUUCACAAAGAACUGUAUUUAAAUCGAGUCUCUUGUUUGUUUGUUGAUGCGUGUGUUUUUUUUAAGGUGAAUUAUCAAAGAUGACAAUUAUAUCUUUGUUUAUAUUUCACUCGUUAAUAAUUUUAUUUAUUAAAGAACAAAUACAAAUUGAAAACGAACUAGUACUGUUUGAUUACUUUUAAGCUUACUUUAUAAUACUUAUAUAGUAUACAAAAUAUUUACAGUGCCGCUCACGCACUUUUACCCCCCCACG